Acanthosepion pharaonis is the source of this 579-nucleotide messenger RNA. Lineage: Eukaryota; Metazoa; Mollusca; Cephalopoda; Sepiida; Sepiidae. The record is from the annotation of a GenBank genome assembly.
AUGCGCCGCCGGGCCCUCAAUCCCUCCGCGCCGCCCUCUACGACCAGUGCGCCAAUGUCCAGGGUGCGCAAACCGCCGAAAGUCACCAUCGGCGAAGGGACGGAUAGCCCGCCGUCGUCCAACGAACGGCAUCGGCGAUCAUCGCUUCGGCAUCGGGUGUCGGCCCGCGCGGUCGGAGAAGGAUGGUGUGAUGCGUCGAGCAUCCGAUCGCGCUCGCGAUGGAUCCAGCGGCGGCAAUUCGUGCGUCGCGGCGAUAAUAGAGAUCGUCAUAGCAAUUGGGUUUCACCCAUUCCCCGGCGCCGCCGUACCAAUAGCGCGCCUCACUUCAGGGAGCAGGGCUUUUGGGUAUGGGAUGUCGCAAUCGCCGAUCGACCGUCCACGGCCUGCGGCAAGCCCCGCCGCAACGAAUGCGGUGCCCUUCAGCAGGAUAACGGGGCAAUUCAGCUCGGUCAGCGCAUGGGCCACCCGGUUGGCCUCCCCAAAGCAAUACAGCCCCCUUCGCGCCUCAGCACGGGCAUCGUCCGCACUGUCAUGACCGCGGCCGGCAGGCGGGCCAUCAACCCGUGCGCCGGGCUGUAA